Messenger RNA from Scleropages formosus (Asian bonytongue), 2776 nucleotides. RefSeq names its product lipase maturation factor 1 (gene lmf1). The record is from RefSeq and is a predicted model, not a curated record. Lineage: Eukaryota; Metazoa; Chordata; Actinopteri; Osteoglossiformes; Osteoglossidae. The coding region runs from base 1 to 1752 and encodes 583 amino acids. Gene Ontology annotation, cellular component: endoplasmic reticulum membrane. Gene Ontology annotation, biological process: protein maturation. The transcript is spliced from 11 exons.
AUGGAGACUGGUGGGGAGGCGGCGGCAAACGUAGGCAGCGCUCUGAGGAAGAGAAGAACGGGCUCCUCGGAGCUGACAAGGGAAUCGGCGGAAGCGAAAAGCGACCGAAAUGGCGACGAAAAGCAAGAGGCGUCCGAUAAGCCCGAUAAAAGUGAAAAAAAGAGCGCGGUGGCUGUGCGAAGCGGGUCGUUCUGGCUGACGCGAAUCGUGUUACUGCGCUCCGUUGCUUUUAUUUACUUCGUUGCCUUCUUCGUGGCCUACAGCCAGAACAAGCAGCUGAUUGGUGACCGAGGCCUCAUGCCCUGCAAGGAGUACCUGAGGAGCGUGAAGCGUUAUGUGGGUGGGAAGAUUGGUUCUGCUGCCCUGGCUUACACACCCACCCUCCUCUGGUUCCUUGACUGGGAUGAUAUGGACACCAACCUGGAUGGCAUCGCCUUGGCUGGCCUGGUGCUGUCUGGCUUUGUGCUGUUGGCCGGCCGGGCCAACACGGUCAUCAUGUUUCUGCUCUGGGUGCUGUACCACUCCCUUGUCAGCGUGGGCCAGCUCUGGUAUUCCUUUGGCUGGGAGAGCCAGCUGUUGGAGACGGGCUUCCUGGCCAUCUUCCUGUGUCCGCUGUGGAGCCUGACACAGCUGCCUGAGGGUUGCCCGCCCUCCAGGAUCUCCAUCUGGACCUUCCGUUGGCUCAUCGUCCGCAUCAUGCUGGGGGCGGGGCUCAUCAAGAUCAGGGGAGAUCGCUGCUGGAGAGACCUGACCUGCAUGGACUACCACUAUGAGACGCAGCCAGUGCCCAAUCCCAUGUCAUACUAUAUGCACCACUCACCCUGGUGGUUCCACCGCUUUGAGACCCUAACCAACCACUUCAUCGAGCUCAUCGUGCCCUUCUUCACCUUCUUGGGCCGCCGCAUGUGCAUGGUCAACGGCAUCCUGCAGAUCCUGUUCCAGGUGGCCCUGAUCAUCAGUGGCAACCUGAGCUUCCUGAACUGGCUUACGAUAGUGCCCAGCCUGGCCUGCUUUGACGAUGCUGCACUGGGGUUCCUGUUUACCUCUGGCCAUGGAGGGGUCAAGAGGACCGUCUGUAGGAUCCAACAAGAGGAGGCUGCUGGGCAAACACCACCGCCUACCAGAGGUAUGUUAAUCCGGCGUGUGGUGAAUGUGUCUCUGGCCAUCCUCAUCGGUUACCUGAGCAUUCCUGUCGUGCUGAACCUGCUUAGCUCCCGGCAGGUGAUGAACACGUCCUUUGACCCGCUCCGUAUCGUCAACACGUACGGCGCUUUCGGCAGCAUCACUAAAGAGCGCACAGAGGUGGUGUUUCAAGGAACGUCCAGCGCCGACCCGCAAGACCCAGCAGCACUGUGGGAGGAGUACCAGUUCGUGUGUAAACCAGGAGGUGUGACGAGGAGGCCCUGUCUCAUCUCUCCAUACCACUACCGACUGGACUGGCUGAUGUGGUUCGCUGCCUUUCAGACGUAUGAGCAGAACGAGUGGGUGAUCCAUAUCGCAGGCCGCCUGCUGGCCAACGACUCCACGGUUCUCUCAUUGCUGGCAUACAACCCUUUCGAGGGCCGGCCAAACCCGAGGUGGGUUCGAGGAGAGCACUUCAAGUACAGGUUCAGCACCCCGGGCAGUGCCAGUGCAGCCCAGGGAAAGUGGUGGAUCCGCAAGAGGCUGGGCCCUUACUUCCCUCCGCUGGACCUGGUGGGCCUCAGAAAGUACUUCUCGUCCCGGAAUUGGCCCCACCCGGACCUCCACUGAGUGGAGGGAUGGUGCCCCCUGCUGGUGCGGGUGCAGAGCAGGUACCGCUGACACGCACUGCGUGAGGAUGGGUUUGAAGAACGAGGACACGUUUAGGCUGAGUCGAUCCGGGCACUGUAACGGUCAGUGGGAUCUCUGCUCUGCUUGUUUUGGACAGAGGACAUGGUAGCCUUGUCACCCUUGUCUCUCAGCGCUCAUGUUUAAUGAUCUCACCUCAGCAUUUGUACACCUUUGGUCUGUGAAAAAGAGACAUUAUGUUACGCACACUAACACACAGCGCGUUUUGCAAAAUAAUACGGUCAUGGUUUGAAAUAUUCCUGCUGAACUGUUCUGCACGCAGUGUUUGUGAGCAGAGAACAUUCCGAAACAUUUGAGCCCCACUAGGCUUUCCUGCUCUUUUCAAAAUAAAGACUUCACAUUUGUUUCCCCCUUGGUUUUUAUGUUUUUUUUUUUUUUUUAAACACUUAGUGUGGAUCUUUCUGAUGUCACUGCAAAUGAACCACAGUCGACAGAUUGAACCGUUUCCUCUGAUGACUGUGCUGCUUCCUGAAAAUCACAUUUUAUUCUUUGUUUUUGCUCUAUUUCAUGUGUAUGUUAUUGGACUGUUAGACAUGUUACUAAUGUACAGGAGCUGACUGGAAAUGGCAGAAGCGACAUAUCCAUCCAUCCAUCCAUCCAUCCUGUCGUCAACUGUCCAACCAGUUCAGCUGACUAUCCAUGUGGUCGUCCACAUUAGUGUCCAUUUCUGAUAUGCAUGUGACACUGCAGUCACUGCGCCUUUAAUGUGUCCCCUUCCCAACUAGUCUCAGUCGGCGGGGCUCCCUGUCCCCCACCUGUCCCCCACCUCAGCUCUUCUGCACACGGUCCCGAACGGUGCUGUCGAAGUGUGAAGACCGCGAGCCGUGCCGCACGCGACUUGAGCCACCUGUCACCAGCCAAGCGCCAGUGGCUCGUGCAGGAAGGAGCGGAGAAGCCAAAAACUCUGUGUGUGUGUGUGUGUGUGUGUGUGUGUGUGUGUGUGUGU